CAUAAUCUAAAUAUCCAACCUCCAGUCAAGAGUAAACCUUUACGCUCCAACCCGAACUUUUACGAUGGGAAACCAAAAGUCCUCUCCAGUCUCCAACUAUCGCGAAACCCGCCGGGUUUCGUACGUUGUGAGCUCGAGAGGACGUAAAUCUAAAGCCGCGACUUUCUCGACCGAACUUUGUUCUUUGAACAUUGCUGAUGUGCGUGAAGAUACGACUUCGUCCGAAGCUAGCGUAGCAGCCACAAGUUCCACGCUUUCCGAACUUUUUGAAGACAAUGCCGAGUGUUCAGACGAGUCCGAAGAAGAAGAAGACGAAGAAUGGGAAGAACGCCUUCGUGUUUUAGAAGACUCUCGCAAACUUCGAUUGGUCGCCGAGUUCUUUAUGCACCCCGAAGCCAAAGUCCAGUCAGCCCAUUCCGUUACCCGCUGCUUCUUUGAUCGUCCCUCUGCUCCAGAGCGUGUUGCUCUGGAUGAUAUGGAAGAGCAGGCUCAAGUUAUGGAAGAGCUCAAGUUACUGAAGCAGUCGGCGCAGCACUUCAUGCAUCCCGAAAGAAUAUUGCCAAUCUCGGAAGACGAGCUCGAUCAGAUGGACGAGAUCUUCAAGGAUAUUCGCGCUCUUCAGAUCGCUGCGUCCGACUACUUGCAUCCAGAGCGUCCGCUACUUGUGGAUGCCUACGUGUGCGCUCGCAACUACUUCUCCCGUCCUUCGGAGCCGGAGUACGAGACGUUCGGAGCCGCAGAGGAGCGAGCCCGUAUCGUGGCGGAAGCCAGAGCUCUCAAGCGUCAGGCCGAGAUCUUUGCUCACCCCGAGAAGCCUAUCGAGACUGCGGAUGCGACCAUGUUUGGUCGCAACUACUUCGCGCGUUCCUCUGCUUCAGAACAAGAAGACGUGGAUGAGUGCGAAGAGCGCGCCCGUAUUUUGGCCGAGUGUGCUGGUCUCAAGCAUCCGUACGCCACUGCUCGGUGCUACUUUGACCGUGCGUCGGGUCCUGAGCAGAUCUCGGAAGACGAGCUCGAUCAGAUGGACGAGAUCUUCAAGGAUAUUCGCGCUCUUCAGAUCGCUGCGUCCGACUACUUGCAUCCAGAGCGUCCGCUACUUGUGGAUGCCUACGUGUGCGCUCGCAACUACUUCUCCCGUCCUUCGGAGCCGGAGUACGAGACGUUCGGAGCCGCAGAGGAGCGAGCCCGUAUCGUGGCGGAAGCCAGAGCUCUCAAGCAUCAGGCCGAGAUCUUUGCUCACCCCGAGAAGCCUAUCGAGACUGCGGAUGCGACCAUGUUUGGUCGCAACUACUUCGCGCGUUCCUCUGCUUCAGAACAAGAAGACGUGGAUGAAUGCGAAGAGCGCGCCCGUAUUUUGGCCGAGUGUGCUGGUCUCAAGCAGUCGGCGCAGCACUUCAUGCAUCCUGAGAUCGGUGUCAAACCUUCCUCGGGUGCGGUCAGUCGAAACUAUUUCGAUCGCCCUUCGGCUCCGGUGCAUGGAAAAAUGAUCCAUACGUUCCCUGCUCACGAGGAUGAAUUGGAUCACGACGAAGGACAUGAUCAUCUCGACCACUUCGGAAUGGACGAAGAGCUUGAACAUAUGUUCAACAACAUUCGUCAAGAUUUGUCCAUUCCCGAACCUGUCAACCGGAAAGGAAAGGCAUAUAGCGACGACGGCGAUGAGGGCAACUUAUCUCGAUCCCCUUCAUCUGUUAUGCUGUUUGCCGGCGAAUCUGUUUACGAUUGAAUUUCACAUCAAAUAUCCGUUUGCGGGCGGCUGAUGUCAGAUCAACAAUCACUCUGUCAUUUGUUCCUUUUUUGACGCAGCCGUCUGUACAUUACUUUACUUUACCUUUAACAUAAUAGCUACUUGAUCUUUUUUCUGAUUA
This is a messenger RNA of Phaeodactylum tricornutum CCAP 1055/1, 1868 nucleotides long. RefSeq lists its product with no specific name. The record is from RefSeq and is a predicted model, not a curated record. Lineage: Eukaryota; Bacillariophyta; Bacillariophyceae; Surirellales; Neidiaceae. The coding region runs from base 65 to 1726 and encodes 553 amino acids. The transcript has 4 exons.